CUGGGGCCGCGCCGAGCUCGAGGCGCGCCGGGCCGGCCGACUUGAGUUUCUAGUCGAGUGCAGUGGCUGAGUUUUAUUGAUUGCCGGGGUCCGUUGCGUAGUAGUACACCGGUACUCAGUACCAGCGCAGCCGGGAGCUUGGAAAAAACUUCUGAAGACGCCAGGACGAGGCGGUGCUGUUACCGGAGUCCCCAAAAUGGCGCGGAUUUUUAUUAAAACGUCGGCCAUCUCAUUAUUUUACUCGCUUACAUUACUGGUAGGAACGCUGGCAGUACCGAGGCGGUCGUGCUCAAGACUCCCAGGGGACUUUUCGGUGCCCAAACGACCCGGAGACAACGGGUAUCGAAUCAGAAUAGCGGGCCAUCCGUCCUUCUACGUGCCAGGGCAGGAAUAUCUGGUGACACUGAGUAGCACCCCGCCUGUGUCCUUCCGUGAGUUCACCUUUGCGUGCUUGCUGGUUUCCGACGACAUCACGCCCUCUGGACGUUUUGAGAUCAUUGAUGGUCGGCUUUCUCAGUUUUCUCCGGACACCAUCAACUGUCCUCAGCUGCUAGUCCAUACAUCCAAAGCUUCCAAGACGACAGUAACGUUCAGAUGGAUUGCCCCACCAGCUGGGACGGGCUGUGUUGCCUUCAAGGCUGCAGCUGUGCAGAAGAAGCAGAUAUGGUACAAAGACGAGCAGGGCCUGACACUUUGGCUCUGUGAAGAAGACAUUGGAGCAUCAGUUGCACCGCAGAUUAGCACGGGCGAGAGGGAUUCUAACACUGAGUGCUGUGCUUGCCACACAGCCAAGUACACGGUCACCAUGCGUGGGCUGUGGUCGCAGGAAACUCACCCGAAGGACUUCCCCGGAGGGCAUGGCGAUCAUUGGUCUGAUCUGAUUGGUGCAUCCCACACAAAGGACUACACCAUUUGGAAGCAAGGGGGUUAUGCAUCUCUUGGUGUGCAGAGAGUUGCAGAGUGGGGAUCAACAACGACGCUGGAGAGAGAAAUCUUAGCACAGACAAGAAACAUCAAAACAGUGAUCCGCAGUCGUGGCCUAUGGCCCGCCCGCGGCAACAUGUCGGCCGUCUUCAGCGUCAACCGUACCCACAAUCUGGUGUCAGCGCUGUCCAUGAUUGGCCCCAGCCCGGACUGGUUUGUUGGGGUGUCGUGGGUCAACCUCUGCACCCAGGACUGUGACUGGCUGCAGCACCAGGAGAUCGACCUGCUGCCCUGGGACGCGGGGACAGACAGCGGGAUAACGUUUAGGUCAGACAACGCGCCCACCAUCCCCACGGAACCCAUCCACCCCAUCACCAGCUCCUACCCUUCCAACCCGCUGGGUGCCUUCUAUGAUCCCUCAGGUAGCCCCAUCCCACCCUUGGCCAAGAUGGUGUUUGAGAGGACGGACAACACACAGUACGAUGACCUCGGGGAAGUGGUCUGUGAGGUGGACGUAGCAAGUCCUGAUACAACCCAUCAAGGUGGGUUAGGAAUGCCCCCCAAAGAAGGCAUGAUGCCACCCAAAGAGGGUAUGAUGCCCCCAAAAGAGGGAAUGAUGCCCCCUAAAGAAGGGAUGUCGUCCCCAAAUGGGGGAACAAUGCCCCCCAAAUCUGGCAUGAUGAACAAAGGGGGCGGGGAAGGCAACAGGACAACACCCAUGAUGAAGAAACCAGCACCAGAGGAAAUCGCAACCAUGCCUCCCAAAGUCAUGCCUAAUCCAGGGAAUGAAGAUCCUGUUACGAUGCCACCCAAAGGAAGGCGGCGACAGCCCAUCGACUGCAUGAUGUCAUCAUGGAGCGAGUGGACUGAAUGCUCGCGGUCCUGCGGCAAAGGAACCAUGAAGCGGCAGCGCAUGGUCAAGCAGAAAGCCCGUCACGGUGGUCGGGCCUGCGGCAAGCAGAAAGAAAAGAAAAACUGCAAUGCCGGGCCAUGCCCCCGCGACUGCAUGAUGACCGACUGGGGAGAUUGGACACCCUGCAGCGUUACCUGCGGAGGAGAUGGCACCCAGACAAGGAUGAGAAAGAUCAAGAAGAAGGCGCGUGGCAACGGCCAGGCAUGCGGGCCCCGAAGGGAAGAAAGGGUGUGCGGCACGGCCACUGAAUGCUAAGAUCAGGGGAGAAGAUCGCCGUAUGAAGAAGAGAGGGGACUGGACAUUGGAGUACCUUUUUUUUUUUUUUUUAAAUCAACGCAUAAAUUUAAAGUUGAUGACGUAGCUCGGAGAGCCUUUGACAGAAGCCAAACAGUGGCAGCAUGUAGUGUACAUAAUCUAGUUCCCUUUUUGUUGUUGAUGGUUUUGAUGAAUACAGUGUGUACAAGUGGUCAUCUGCUUUACUGGCACUGUACUUUUUUUAUUUACUGUAGAUUCCAGGCAUUUAUAUACAUGUGGUAUGCAUAUCAUUGGACGUGGAAGUAAUACGAAAAUGCUUGUUUGGUUUAAUCUAGUGUUGGUUGCCUAAAAUGUUUGGUGACAUUAAUUACUUUAUUGGGGGGAGGGGGGAUUCGGUCAGUUGGAGAUAGGGCCAGUGACAAAAAGGGACCAUGGGAUAGGAACACGAGUGGAAAUCUGCUGGUAACUGUGCUUUAUACAUAGGAUCGUAUCAUCUCACGUUUGUGAAGAAAAAUUUUUUUAAAAGGAAAUCUCCAGUGAGCUAAAAAUGUUGGUUAUGCCAUGGAAAUACCAGUCCCCUCUGUCUAGUGACAAAAUUGGGCACAGUGCACCUAAAAAUAAGGUUCCUUUUCCUGUUCAGCAGUCCAGUCGAGCAGAAAAUGGGCAAGGGUCACGGCAGAUCACAGACGGUUGUGUUGGAUGUUACUUAAAGGAGACUUAAUGUGCGCAAGCUGUUGCAUGUAACUUCAAGAUUCUCACCUACGAGAUGUCGCAGUGGAUAGAUACAGCAAUCCCCUGUGGUUGCCUCUUCCCAUCUGUCCUUGAAUUAAUUCAUGUUGUGUGUGUUUGUGUGGGGGAUAUUCACCCUGCAGCCAGACGAAGAAGCCAGACGAGACCAACAAUGCCUUAUAUGUAAUUUGAUAGUUGUUUAUGGGGGUCUCUGAUCCUAUCCGAGUUCAAUGCUUCACUCUACAGAAACAAUUUGUUGUCAGUAUUCAGCAUCCUGUAUACUGAUUGCCGGAAAGAUUUACAAUGUGUAUUUACCAGCAUCUGACAAAAUCCAGCGUUGCCCCAGCCUUCUUCUUGCCAUCAAGACACGCCAGACGAGUCGUGUCAGUGAUUCCCAUCCGUAGGUCACAAUGUAUCAAAGUCUCUGUGCCCAAAAUAUUUGGCUGUAAAAUCAGGAUGGUUUUCAUGUACAUAAACUGUGAAAUGCCUUCAAGCGUUAAGUUACAUGAUUAUAAGAGAGUUUGUAGUUUGAUCAGUGAAAAUUAAUAAUUUUAGGUACAUUUGAAACUGUUCAUAUGAGGGCCUGUAACCACAUGCGCUAUGUAAACCCCAUUGGGUGUCGUCUUUCCACAUUACUUUGCUAACACUGGCGCUUUCUGAAAGUGCAGUGGAAACUGUCAGGAUUUAUACCUAGACGUAUAGCAGUGUACAUGUAUCGAUUCUCGGAGGUUUACAUGUAUUCCGCAUUGGGUGAAAUGUAGGUCUUGUGGAGCGUGUGUGCUUUACACUGUUCAUUGUCAUGAAUAUUGGGUGGGGGGGGUGUGUCCUCAUGAGAGCAUUGGUUAAUGAUUUGUGUAGAGUGUUUACACGAUAUACUGCACAUGUAUUGUAGCAUAUUAUGCAGUACUUUCCCGGCAGUUCCCUACUCUGCUUCACAGGUCAACAAAGUACAGUAAAGUACACAAUACACUACCAUCAAUGAGUCUGAAAAA
Messenger RNA from Acanthaster planci (crown-of-thorns starfish), 3813 nucleotides. Its product is annotated as spondin-1-like. Gene Ontology annotation, biological process: cell adhesion. Gene Ontology annotation, cellular component: extracellular matrix. NCBI's taxonomy places the organism in Eukaryota, Metazoa, Echinodermata, Asteroidea, Valvatida, Acanthasteridae. The record is from RefSeq and is a predicted model, not a curated record.